Messenger RNA from Orycteropus afer afer, 1463 nucleotides. It is a transcript of the gene AVPR1A, whose product is annotated as arginine vasopressin receptor 1A. The record is from RefSeq and is a predicted model, not a curated record. Gene Ontology annotation, biological process: G protein-coupled receptor signaling pathway; regulation of systemic arterial blood pressure by vasopressin; positive regulation of vasoconstriction. Gene Ontology annotation, molecular function: peptide binding; vasopressin receptor activity. Gene Ontology annotation, cellular component: membrane. Lineage: Eukaryota; Metazoa; Chordata; Mammalia; Tubulidentata; Orycteropodidae.
AGAGCUGCACGCCGGCCAGGACCUCCGCAGAGGGUCGAGGACGUGUUGCAGGGACAGCAUGCGUUUCUCAGGAGGCUCCGGCGAGGGGUCCACAGGCAACUCUAGCUCGUGGUGGCCUCUGGCCUCUGGCAGCACCAACUUGAGCAGGGAGGCCGAGACGCUCGGGGAAGGUGACAGCCAGGAGGGGGACCUGCGGAACGAGGAGCUCGCCAAGCUGGAGAUCGCCGUGCUGGCCGUGACUUUCGUGGUGGCCGUGUUGGGCAACAGCAGCGUGCUGCUGGCUCUGCACCGCACGCCGCGCAAAACUUCCCGCAUGCAUCUCUUCAUCCGCCACCUCAGCCUGGCAGACCUGGCGGUCGCCUUCUUCCAGGUGCUGCCGCAGCUGGGCUGGGAAAUCACCUACCGCUUCCGCGGCCCGGACGGGCUGUGCCGCGUGGUGAAGCACCUACAGGUGUUUGCCAUGUUCGCGUCAGCCUACAUGUUAGUGGUCAUGACCGCCGACCGCUACAUUGCAGUGUGCCACCCGCUCAAGACGCUGCAGCAGCCGGCCCGCCGCUCGCACCUCAUGAUCUCCGCCGCCUGGGUGCUGAGUUUCGUGCUGAGCACGCCUCAGUACUUCAUCUUCUCCAUGAUCGAGGUGAACAAUGUCACCAAGACCUACGACUGCUGGGCUACCUUCAUCCAGCCCUGGGGGCCACGCGCCUAUGUGACCUGGAUGACGUGCGGCAUCUUCGUGGGGCCAGUGAUCAUCCUGGGCACCUGCUACGGCUUCAUCUGCUACCACAUUUGGCAAAACGUCCGUGGGAAGACUGCGUCGCGCGAGGACAGGGGCCCCGAGGGCGCGGGCAGAGCCUUCCACAAGGGGCUCCUGCUCUCGCCCUGUGUCAGCAGCGUGAAGACCAUUUCCCGUGCCAAGAUCCGUACCGUGAAGAUGACUUUCGUGAUUGUGACAGCUUACAUCGUCUGCUGGGCGCCCUUCUUCAUCAUCCAGAUGUGGUCGGUCUGGGAUGAGAAGUCCGCCUGGGUCGAUUCUGAAAACCCUGCCAUCACCAUCACUGCAUUACUGGCUUCCUUGAACAGUUGCUGCAAUCCCUGGAUAUACAUGUUUUUUAGUGGGCAUCUUCUGCAAGACUGUGUCCAAAGCUUUCCAUGCUGCCGGAACAUGAAGCAAAAAUUCAACAAAGAAGAUUCUGACAGCAUGAGUAGGAGGCAGACUUCUUAUACUAACAACCGAAGCCCAACAAACAGUAUGGGUACCUGGAAGGACUCGCCUAAAUCUUCCAAGUCCAUCAAAUUCAUUCCUGUUUCAACCUGAGCUCCUUAUUCAUGCAAACUCUUGAAAUAGACUUUUUGCGCAAUUAGCUGAACACAACCAGACAUCAUGAGAACAAAUGAACUUAGAUAAGCAUAAAUACAUUCAUUGAGUACAAGACUGUGUUUCUAGUUGCAUUUUCAUAUUGCUA